Peronospora matthiolae is the source of this 252-nucleotide messenger RNA. NCBI's taxonomy places the organism in Eukaryota, Oomycota, Peronosporomycetes, Peronosporales, Peronosporaceae. The record is from the annotation of a GenBank genome assembly.
AUGCAUUUACAUAUAAUGAGCCCAGUGGCAGGUGGCGAAGUUUUUAUAGUCGCCAUACCCGACUACGCAGGGAACGCGUAUGGAAAAGAAGCGCAGAUGGUCGCCCGCGAACUGAGCGCUACUGAGGAGGAGUACUUGGACGCUCGCGAAAGGGGAGCGCCACGUUCGAAAAAGUCUUUUCCAGGUAGCAACAUUGCGGCAAAGCUGGCUAGAAUCUCUUCUCGCAUGUACUCGAUGGAGAAUAAGCAUUAG